This is a messenger RNA of Macroventuria anomochaeta, 1625 nucleotides long. RefSeq lists its product as uncharacterized. Gene Ontology annotation, biological process: positive regulation of mitochondrial DNA replication; DNA recombination. Gene Ontology annotation, cellular component: mitochondrial large ribosomal subunit; nucleus. The transcript has 2 exons. Bases 17 to 1540 code for a protein of 507 amino acids. Lineage: Eukaryota; Fungi; Ascomycota; Dothideomycetes; Pleosporales; Didymellaceae. The record is from RefSeq and is a predicted model, not a curated record. Gene Ontology annotation, molecular function: single-stranded DNA binding; structural constituent of ribosome; DNA strand exchange activity.
CCACGCAUCCGCUGCCAUGCCCCGCAACCUCGCCCGCCUGCGGUACAGGCUGCCGCCCGCGCCCGUGUCGUUUGAGGGCAUCGACCCCGGCCGGGCUCGCGUGCUGGAGAAGAAGGUCGCCCAGUAUGUGGUGCGCCAGUCGAACCCGCGCCACGUCAAGCUCCAGACGGUCGUGAACGCCAAAGCGAAGCCCCUCGCGACGGGCAAGACGGCGGUCAGGCCCAUCAAGCCGUACACGCUGCGGGACGUUGUCGACCCCGAGGGCUCCGCGCGCCACGGCCAGAUCAUCUACGUCUUCCGGAGCAUCAAGACCAACCAGAUCAUCUACUCGCUGCAGGAGCUGCUGGACAACCACCACCUCGCCCAGCUGCCCUUCAUUGGCAAGCACUCGGUCCCCGCCCAGCUGCGCCCGGACGAAUGGACUCCACACUGCGUCAUCACCUUCGCGACCCCCGAGCAAGGCCACAACGCCUUCCGCAAACUCCGCGAGUUCCGCAGGCUGCACGAAGUGUCCUGGGAGAAGACGAACCCCGGGUGGAAGCAGCUGAAGAUCGAGCAGCGCAUCAAGAAGAUCAUGGACCAGCGCGCAAACAUGAGCGCAGACUUGGCCGAGGUUCUGCGGAUACAGGACACACACGGCGCAGCCAUGGCCACUGCGCUCGAGGAGCAGCAGCAGAAGGCGUCCGAGUUCAUGGACAAGAAAUGGGCCUCCAUCGACUCUGUCGCAAAUGCUGCCGUUACCAAGGAGAACAGCGCAAGCAGUGUGAGCUGGCUGGAGCAUGAGAUCAGGCGCCUCACACAGAAGCUCAAGAUGAAGCACAUGCAGAAGGACGCUGACCAAAAGGCGCUCGAGGCCGCCCGCUCCAGCCACGAGACCCGCCUCAAGCGCGUGCAAUACGCAUUGCGAAAGGGCGAGCAGUUCAGGAAGAUCCAAGAAGAGCUCGCCGUCAAAGCUGGGCCUGCAAACGAACCCGGAGCCGAGGAGAAACUCGCCGAACUGCACCAAAAAGUCGCCGUGCUCCGCCAAGCACUCGAGAAUCCCGACCCUACCCACUCCCAGGAACAUCUCCAUGUCGACGCGGACCUGCUCGAGCGUCACACCGCCGAUAUUGCGUCCCUCGAGGAGGCGUUCGAGGCCAAGAAGCAAGUCGAUUCCCGCGACCACUACAUUGCCCGCUCCGUCCUGCCGCAGCAUCUGAAGAAGACCUUGCCCACACCGUACACCCUUGACGGCGUAAAUGUCAUGUGGGCAGACAUGCAAGAUGCUUUGUACGCCGCUGGUUCGUGGCCCGAGGCCAUUGCACACGAGACUCUCGCCAUCAACAGGAUACGCGACGCAACCGCGUAUCUGUCCGCCGAGGAGUUUGAGAUCGAGAAGAGGAACGAGGUUAGCAGUAUCUUGAGCGCGCUGAGACCGGAGGCAGAGACCGAGGAGGAUAAGGCGCACAUGUAUACUAGGCUCGAGGAGCCGGUGGAGCAGAAGACGGGUGUGUUGGGCAUGCUUGGUAAAGCGAACCCUUUCAAGAAGGCGAGUGCGUAAUGCGGGUGUAAGAAACGUGUAGGAGGAUUUGCUGUACCAUAUUGCAUAGUAUCUACGUGAGCGCACGUGUUGGACGGUAGUGUAC